AUGGAUAACACAUCAUGCGGUACUAUUUACAAGGUCUCCGGUCCACUCGUCAUUGCCGAGAAUAUGCCAGGGACCAAAAUGUACGAACUAGUACAUGUAGGAAGCAAGAACAUUUGUGGAGAGAUCAUUAGAAUCGAUGGAAACUCGGUAUUCAUACAAGUAUACGAGGAUACCUCGGGACUACGUGUUGGAGACCCUGUCACGAACACUGGUAUGCCCUUGUCCGUGGAACUAGGACCGGGAAUACUGGACAAUGUAUUCGAUGGUACACAACGCCCGUUAAACAAAAUUUACGAAAAGUAUCAAGAAUACGCCGUACCUAUAGGUGUCAAUAUGCCAGCGCUAGAUCGCACAAAGCUAUGGGAUUACACGCCAAACCCUAAUAUAACAUUAGGAUCAAUGGUAACCGGAGGUGAUAUAUUCGGAUCUGUUAUGGAAAACGAUAUUUUCAUGAAACACCAAAUUAUGGUACCACCAAAUAUUAGCGGAAAGGUGACAUUCGCAGCACCAGCGGGAAAAUAUAAUAUAGAAGAACCACUACUCAAGAUAUCGUACCUUGGAGAAGAAAAAAUAUGCAAAAUGUAUCAAGUAUGGCCAGUAAGACAACCAAGACCAGUUGUUAAAAAAAUACCCUCGAAUAAACCACUUCUUACUGGACAACGUGUGCUAGAUGCAUUCUUCCCUGCAGUCAUGGGAGGAACUUGUGCCGUACCCGGUGCUUUCGGUUGUGGUAAGACUUGUAUUUCACACGCUUUGGCAAAAUAUGGUAACACCGAUGUUACCGUAUAUGUAGGAUGUGGUGAACGUGGGAACGAAAUUGCAGAGGUACUUAAAGAGUUCCCAGAACUCAAAACACAGGUUAAUGGAAAAGAAGUAAGCAUUAUGAAGAGAACUUGUCUAGUGGCGAACACUUCUAACAUGCCUGUCGCUGCUAGGGAAGCAAGUAUAUACACGGGUAUCACACUAUGUGAAUACUUUAGGGAUAUGGGUUACCACGCUUGUAUGAUGGCGGACUCUACCAGCCGUUGGGCUGAAGCUUUGCGUGAAAUUUCGGGGAGGCUCGCAGAAAUGCCUGCCGAUUCAGGUUACCCGGCAUACCUAGCAUCCCGUCUAUCUGCCUUCUACGAACGUGCCGGGAGUGCCGAAUGCAUCGGUGUGCCAUCGAGAGAAGGUUCCGUCACCAUUGUAGGAGCUGUGUCUCCACCCGGUGGUGACUUCUCGUGCCCUGUUACAGCUGCUACAAUGUCAAUUGUUCAAGUUUUCUGGGGGCUGGACAAAAAACUAGCUCAACGGAAACAUUUCCCAUCAGUCAACUGGACCACUUCAUUCUCCAAAUACGAGAAACAACUGGAAUCAUUCUUUGAGGAAAACUGCCCUGAUUUCAUGCCAUGCGUCAAGGUACUCAAGAAUGUGUUGCACAAAGAAGGUGAAUUGCUUGAAAUCGUACAGUUGGUUGGACGUGACUCCCUUUCCGAGGAUCAGAAAGUUACACUGGAAGUAGCCAAGAUCAUUCGCGAAGAUUUCUUACAACAAAACUCAUUCACAGAUUACGACUACAAGUGCCCACUGUACAAGACAGCAGGGAUGUUGAACUGUAUUGUCACCUUUUACAACGAGUGCCUUAAAGCCAUUGCAGAAUCAGGUAAACGUGGGAACAAGCUAGGUUGGGGUACAAUCUACAACACCAUGCGUGCAACUAUUAAUAAAAUAACGGGACUCAAGUUCAUGGAUCCACAACUUCCGGAAUCUGAAUUUGAGGAAGCGUUCAAGACUAUCAUUGAUGAAGUGACAGUUGGUAUGCGUCAACUUGUCGACGUAUGA
Molecule: messenger RNA, 1821 nt
Organism: Babesia sp. Xinjiang
Lineage: Eukaryota; Apicomplexa; Aconoidasida; Piroplasmida; Babesiidae
Gene: vapA
Product: V-type proton ATPase catalytic subunit A
Exons: 4
Coding region: 1-1821 (606 amino acids)
Biological process (GO): proton transmembrane transport; ATP metabolic process
Cellular component (GO): proton-transporting V-type ATPase, V1 domain
Molecular function (GO): ATP binding; ATP hydrolysis activity; proton-transporting ATPase activity, rotational mechanism
Source: RefSeq, a predicted model, not a curated record